Molecule: messenger RNA, 462 nt
Organism: Striga hermonthica
Lineage: Eukaryota; Viridiplantae; Streptophyta; Magnoliopsida; Lamiales; Orobanchaceae
Source: the annotation of a GenBank genome assembly
AUGGAAAAGCUUUUGGAAUUCGGUAGGAAAGCGAUGUUCUAUGUUAGGGUUCUUUCGGGAUAUGAAGAGCGUAAAAUCAGAUCUUACAGACUGCAAAUCCAACAACGCCUUCUACAGGCUCAAGAGAGGAAAGAAGCUCUUAAGAAGGUUCCCGAACAAAUUAUUUUAUCAGAGGUGCGGAAAAUGGUGGAGGAUAUGCAGUCUUUGAAUAAGAAGUUGGAAGAAACAGAAGCAGCAAUUGAGGAACACUUUAAGCCGAUAGACAAGGAAGCUGAGAUUAUUAUGAAAACACAGCUCGAAGGUGAGGAGAAAUCUAUGAGAGAGAUGGUGAUGGCCAUGCAGAGACAGGCUCUACUCGAGCAAGCUGAAGCCGAAAGAAUUGCGAAUUCGCGAAAUUCUAACAAGACAGAUCAAAGUAUUCAACAACCAACUGGCGUGGAAAAGAAAACCGAGACAGCUUAA